Zingiber officinale is the source of this 937-nucleotide messenger RNA. Its product is annotated as glutathione S-transferase F10-like. The record is from RefSeq and is a predicted model, not a curated record. Bases 4 to 669 code for a protein of 221 amino acids. NCBI's taxonomy places the organism in Eukaryota, Viridiplantae, Streptophyta, Magnoliopsida, Zingiberales, Zingiberaceae. The transcript has 3 exons. Gene Ontology annotation, cellular component: cytoplasm. Gene Ontology annotation, molecular function: glutathione binding; glutathione transferase activity.
CCGAUGGCGACUGUGAAGGUCAUCGGGUCGCCGACGUCGGCGGAGGUGGCCAGGGUGUUGACAUGCCUCUUCGAGAAGGACAUCGAGUUCCAACUCAUUCGUGUCGACAACUACAAGGGACAAAGGAGACUCCCUGAUUACCUCAAGUUGCAGCCCUUCGGUCAAGCUCUCGCUUUCGAAGACGGAAAACAGAUCCUCGUCGAUUCGCGUGAAAUCUGCCGUCACGUGGCGGAGAAGUACGCGCAGCAGGGGAACAAGGACCUCCUCGGCUCGGGCACGCUUCAGCGCGCCUCGAUCGAGCAGUGGCUGCUGACGGAGGCGCGGAACUUCGACCCGCCCGCCUCCGACCUCGUCUACAACCUUGCCUUCGCGCCGCUGCUGGCGCUGGAGCAGGACCGCGAGGCUGUGGAGCGCGGCAAGAAGAAGCUCAAUACCGUGCUCGACAUCUACGACCGCCGGCUCGACGAGACUCAAUACCUGGCCGGCGACAAGUUCACGCUCGCCGACCUCUCCCACCUCCCCAACGCCCAUCGCCUCGUCCAAUAUACCGACUUCAGCGCCAUGUUCGAAUCCAGGAAGCGCGUGGCUCGUUGGUGGGAGGCCAUAUCCAGCCGCGCCUCAUGGAAGAGGGUCGUCCAGAUGCAACAGGAGCCGCCGCACAUUAUUUAAGCCUAAACUAAUAUAAAUAAUGUUAAAAUAAUAUUAAAAAAAAUCUGUUAUCAGUAUGAUAAAUUUAAGAGUAAAUAAUCUAUUUUUAAAUAAAAAAUAGACUUUUAUAUAACACAUUAUAAAUGUUCCUUCUUUUUUCUUUUUUCUUUUUUCAUGAGCAAAAUCUACUAGACAGUUAAUCUAAUUAACUAAGCUGGAGUGUUUCUUCUUUAUGUGUCCGCGUGGGUCAUGGUGGUAAAUUUGUCUGUGUUUGCUUAAUUAUGGAAAG